Molecule: messenger RNA, 2136 nt
Organism: Nannizzia gypsea CBS 118893
Lineage: Eukaryota; Fungi; Ascomycota; Eurotiomycetes; Onygenales; Arthrodermataceae
Product: potassium transporter 1
Exons: 11
Coding region: 1-2136 (711 amino acids)
Biological process (GO): potassium ion import across plasma membrane; intracellular potassium ion homeostasis
Cellular component (GO): plasma membrane
Molecular function (GO): high-affinity potassium ion transmembrane transporter activity
Source: RefSeq, a predicted model, not a curated record
AUGUUUUCUUCGAGAGUGUGGCCGCGUGUGUCGGCGCCGUCGUUUAUCAUGGUGCAUUAUGUCUAUAUCGUGGUACUGGGCCUCGUCGGAAUGGUGAUGAUAUACCCACAGAAGAAUAUCAGUGCGAUCGAUGCCUUGUUCCAGGGUAUGGCAGCUGCCACGAUGACGGGACUGAACACGGUCGAUUUCAAAGGGUUGUCUAUCUUCCAGCAACUGGUGCUUUAUAUCAGCCCUGUACUGGGGAAUAUCUGCUUCAUCAACUUCAUUGUCGUCCUGGUACGAUUAUACUGGUUUGAGUCCAAAUUCAAAGAAAUCGUGCGGUUCUCUCGUCUACCAUCUGCAGAGCGGACUCAUCGUGUUGAGCAUGGUCUAAAAACCCAUAAAACAAUUGGCUUAGCUACGGCUAUAGAAGAACCGACUGUUCUACUACCUGAGCCGGUAGAAGCCAAAGAAGCAGAAGGCCUGAAGCAUCGAAAUUCUCAUAUUCCGGAUGAAGUUCUGGAUGAAAAGGAACAGGAUGGCUCUAAACCGACAGUUGUUGAAAAACAGCUACCAAUUACCGGGCCGGGACACGUUUCUUUCUCGACAGAUACCUUUAAACCAAGGGAGAAGGCACUGAGAAUUCCUGGUCCAAGAGAGUUUGAAGCCGGCCAUAGAGCUCAUGAGGUCGAUGAAGAAGCUGACGGAGAUGAACUCACCAAAGCAACAUCCAUCGAUCCGUCGCUUGUAGGCGCCACGAGUGUACGUGACAGAGGAAAGCUAGAGAGAAUCCUAUCCCAUGCAGCAUCCGUGGAACAAGCUGCUUCAUCGGCUUUCGUUCUGGGCAGUGCAUCUCGUCCUAGGUCUCGCUCUCGAUCGGUUUCCCGUUCCCUACGGCCUCUCAGCAGAACUGGUUCGCGAGGAUCCCAAGCGCCGUAUCUAUCUUAUACGCCUACCAUAGGCCGGAAUUCCCAGUUUCUGAACCUAACUGAAGAACAGAGGAUUGAACUCGGUGGUAUCGAAUACCGAAGUUUGAAACUGCUAGCUAAGAUAGUUGGCGGCUAUUACUUUGGAUUCCUACUGCUUGGUUCUGUUCUCCUCAUAAUUUGGGCUUAUACCGCGGAUCCAAGUCACCGGAAGUACCUUUUAGAGAACGGAAUACAUCCAGUCUGGUGGGCCUUUUAUUCCUGCAUGACAACGUAUAACAACCUAGGCUUCGCGCUCACCCCAGAUUCCAUGGUCAACUUUCGCUCUAGCACAUUCCCCAUGCUCUUCAUGACCUUUCUCAUCAUCGCCGGCAACACUGCUUACCCAUGCAUGCUCCGGCUUAUCAUAUGGUGCAUGUUCCGCAUUUCUCCCAAAACUUCAGCUAUCCGUGAGCCGUUGAAUUUCCUUCUGGACCAUCCCAGACGAUGUUACACGCUUUUAUUUCCCAGCCGGGCGACAUGGAUGCUGUUGGGAACACUCGUGCUACUUAACGGUCUCGAUAUCAUGCUCUUUAUGAUUCUAGACCUCAAGAACCCGGAAGUCACCGCGAUAGAUACGACGUGGCAUCGAUUAUGCGCAGCGGCUUUUCAGUCUACUGCAUCAAGAACGGCUGGAGCUACGACAUUUGCUUUGUCGAAGAUUCAUCCUGCUGUACAAUUUAGUUUGAUGGUGAUGAUGUAUAUCUCCGUAUUCCCGGUAGCCAUCAGUAUGAGAAAUACAAACACAUAUGAAGAGUCAUCUCUCGGUUUGUACGAGUCUGAAGAAGAGGUUGACGAAAACACGAAUUCCUCGUCUUAUCUUGGCCAGCAUAUCAAGAAACAACUUGCUUUUGACCUAUGGUACAUCUUCCUAGGCGUUUUCCUCAUAACCAUAGCGGAGGGUGAUAAAAUUGCGGACCUGACUGAUCCAGCCUUCCAAGUCUUCGCCAUCUUUUUCGAAGUAGUUUCUGCGUACGGAAAUGUUGGUCUUUCCCUAGGUCAUCCGACUAUUAACGCUGGCCUGUCCGGUAAAUUCACUAUUGUUAGCAAGCUAGUGAUGUGUGCGAUGAUGGUACGUGGUCGCCAUCGUGGACUACCAUAUGAGCUUGACCGGGCGAUUGUUUUACCCGGUGAACGGCACAGGAGAGAAGAGCAGUCCCGAGCAGGAAGUCAAGUUGUGUCAAAUAAUUAG